AUGCAUCUGCGCGCCGGCGCGGGGUCCACAAAGUCGAAAUUUUUCACCACACUCCUUUCCUCCAUCAACUUCAACAACCAUCCUUCGCAAGCGCGAAAAGAUCAGUGCUUCGGCAGUCAAAAUGGGCUGCUUUCGCAUGGUCAGCUUCGAGAGCAUUUUACUCGGUUAAUAAACCAGGUGAAUAUCUCAUCGUCAGAACUUCCUGUCUACACUUUCUUUGGUCCCACAGCAGGCAAUCAAUCUUGUUUGUUCAGCGUAAGAGCUGUCGUCACCAACAUGGUGGGCAAGCGCGCAAGCACAGGUAAGAAUUUUCUUGUUCGCAAUGUUUUCCCUAGCGUGCUUCUCAGGCUUCCUACCCGGGGCGCACGCAACAUCAUGAUGACCACAGCUUAUCCAUUCAACUAUGUCAUGCCAACCGAGUCAUCCUCCCGCACUGGAGUUCCUCUCCGGAGGGACGAGGAAGGUGGUGGAGUUGGCUCCCUCGGGAGUCGUCAUUUGACUUCAGUGCUGAGCUUCUCGGUUCCUCGUUCUGAGGUUCAGGGUUUGCGAGGCCGGCUAGGCUGA
Messenger RNA from Colletotrichum paranaense, 564 nucleotides. RefSeq lists its product as uncharacterized. NCBI's taxonomy places the organism in Eukaryota, Fungi, Ascomycota, Sordariomycetes, Glomerellales, Glomerellaceae. Bases 1 to 564 code for a protein of 187 amino acids. The record is from RefSeq and is a predicted model, not a curated record. The transcript is spliced from 4 exons.